CAUGUCUGGCUUGGCUUCGUCAAAAUAGAGCGACUCAAAGUGUAACUCUCCUUCAGGGAAAGAUGGGAGGGAUGAGUCUGCAACGACAACAUCACAGACAGAAAAAUAUCAUAUGAGAUAGCGUCUGAGAAAAUAUAUUAUUUCAGUCAGCACAAGGACUAAUACAUUAUAUUUAUUUGAUAUCUGCAGACUGAAGUCUAUUUUGGAUUGAUCCCUUAUAACAUAUUAUGCAAGAAUGGAGAUUGUUUAUAUGUUCACCAGUAAGUUAUAUGUAGGUAGGGCCUAGACAGUUGAUGCACCUUCAUUUGCCAGAGACAGACAGAGACAGAUAGACAGGGUGGAAGUGGUAGCCUACAUCUCUAAGGGAUGGAGGUAGGUCUGGGGCUUGUGUUCUACAUCUGAAAGUAAAACCACAGCACGGCUGACAUGUUGAAUCUACGGUGAGUACAUCGACAUAAACACCUUCUUCUUUAUGUGUGACUUUUUUUUUUUUUUUUAUGGCAAAGCAAAUGCUUUUAACAUACUGUGAUUUUCUGCCAUUUUAAAUUAACAUAUUAGUUUAAACUAUUUUGUAGUUCUCUUUGUGUGCUGUCUGUCUGUCACUACUUGUCAAUGUGUUUUGUUCUAUUUCUGUAUCCCCAUUUUGACAGGAAGCUUCAUGAUGCAAUAACAGAUGUAAAAACUAAACUCACUCUCUUCCUGUCAGAAAUCAGAAGAGCUUUAAUAGGAAAUGAAAAGCUGGCAAACAUGAAAUCAUUACAUGUCUCUUGGUAAAACUGAACAACUAAAUGCACAAAGAAAAUGCAAUGACAUAUAUAGUUUGAAUUUACCUAUCCUAUUCUACCUAGAAGAUAGAACAAAACUUUGCUGAUUUGUUAACGGAUUCAUUUUCAGGUAAGCGUUAUGCAGGUUGUAGUUAGAGCACUGCACCUUCACUGACAUUUAGUGCAAUUACUUCCUAAAAGUGUUUGUUUUUGUUUUUCUGUCUUUGUUAUUAUUUUCCAUCUCAUAUGAUAUUUUUCUGUCUGUGAUGUUAUUGUUGCAGACUCAUCCCUCCCAUCUUUCCUUGAAGGAGAGUUACACUUUGAGUCUGUGCAUUUUGACGAAGCAAAGCCAGACAUGUCUCCUGGAACGUUACCGGUGCUGAGAGAGGAAGAGGAAGAUGUAGGACAGGAAGAGAUAGAGGGAGAGCCUGGUGGAGAAACUGAAACUGUAUCUGACCAUAUCUCAGUGGAGAUAUAUGAUGACGAAGAGGAGACUCAACAUAUUGAUGAGGAAGAGAUAGGUUCAGGAGAAGAGGAGACUCAACCUAUUGAUGAGGAAGAGAUAGGUUCAGGAGAAGAGGAGACUCAACAUAUUGAUGAGGAAGAGAUGGGUUCAGGACAUGAGGAUAGUCAACCUAUUGAUGAGGAAGAGAUGGGUUCAGGACAUGAGGAUACUCAACCUAUUGAUGAGGAAGAGGCAGAGAUGAUGGACUCAGGAGAAGAAGAGGACACAGGAAUAAAGAACCUUGGCUCGCCAGGGGGUUGGUCUGUGGUUGUUCACUACGAUGAAGAAAGCCGGGAUGGUGCACUCCAGGACAUAGAGAAGAUUGUAACCACAGGACAACCUUUUGCCGAACAAGACAGUGAAAACCGUGAAGACAGAAACGCAGAGCAAGGUGCUUUCGAGAACAGUGAUGUGAGGUGUUUUGUGGGUGUCACUGAAGACGUGACCAUGGAGAUCACAGCAGAUAUAUGUGAAGAAGGGGAAGAAAACCAAGAGGAAUCAUCUGAUUCAGACCUGGAGGUCCUGACUAGCUCUAUCACCAAAAAACAGAGAAAAGAGGGAAAUAAAGUAGCGAACUUACUCUCCCAGCAGACUGUUCCUCAGGAGAAUGAAGAGGAAGACGAGCAAGAAGAAGAUGGAGCUCCAGAGGUUGUUUAUGAUUGGCCAGAUCCUGCAGCAACACAGAAUGUGCAAGCUCUUAUGGUCAACGCCUUUGUGGAACACCCGCUUCAGAAGAAAAUUAAGGAGUUCCAAUUGGACGACAACCAAGAGGCGGAUGAAAGAUUUGCAGAUUACCCCUCUGUCUGCUCUCCGUGUAAAUACAAAAAGGACGGAGGAAAACUGUCUAGUCCCUUGGAGGGUAUCUGGAAUACAGAAGAGAAAGUAGACGUCAUGGAAGAGGUAACAGCCUCUAUCUCUCCACGCGUAGAAGGUGAGCAAGAUUUAGCAGAUUCUGCAAUGUUUAAUACCAAUAUUGACACUAGCAUGAGGAAGAGUAUUGGAUACCAUCUUGAACCUCAGAGUGACAGCAAUAGUUCCAGUGGCAGUUCUAGUGAGGAUGAGGAGGAACAACAGAAGUAUAAGGAAGAACAUCAAGCGCUGCCAAGAUACCAGGGUCUUCCUCGGAGAGACCGGGGGUCUGAGGAUUCUCCUCUUCAAGUUCAGUGGGGAGGUGGAGAGGAGGACGGCUCCAAGCAGAGCGUUGCUGCCGACCUGCAUCUUUCAGAAACCAUCUCCGAUGUCCCCACGUUUACCCUUCACAGUGAGGCCAGACGCGGUAGAGCAGCUAUAACUAUCUCCAGAGGUACCGGCAACAUGUCACCAUCUGGCUCUGAGGAAAGUUUGCCCGGAGCGUUGUGGACAUCGGAGGCUGAACAAAGAGAGGAUAAACGAGAGACUUGGCUUUGGGGUGAGGCUGGGCCAGCCUCUGAGGAUAGUUUGCCCGGAGCAUUGUGGACAUCGGAGGCUGAACAAAGAGAAGAUAAACGAGAGACUUGGCUUUGGGGUGAGGCUGGGCCAGGCGCUUUAGAAGAGGAACAUCUUUGCAAAGUUCAACUGGAAGUAGCAGGAAGGUUGAAGAGCCACAUUCACACUGAUAUAAACUGGGACACAGGGGAAAAUAAUGCGGAAUGUGGUGGUUUAAUUCAAGAUUACCAACAUGACGCGUCUGGAAUCACAGAGAGUGGAGAACUUGCAGACGAAGAGGAUGACGAAGAGGAUAAUAGGAGUUGGGAACAAGAGAAAGAGAGAAUCAAGGCAUUCUACAAGUUUUAUAAUGAUGAAGAGGAAGAGGGGGAGAAUGCCACUGGAACAGAAGGUGAUUUUUCAGGGAGGAGGCCUAGAGUUCAGUUCUGCAUGAAUCCCCUGCCUCAAGUCAUUGAAUACACAGACAGUAGUGAUGUUGAUUUGGUCGACAACUUAUCUGAUGGAGACGAGGACCUGGAUUCUACAGAAAGGCUUGAAGAGCAGAGUGAGCCUGAGAGACAGAGAAUGAGUUUACCCGAGACUCGGGAGCCACAAGGAGAACUACAAGAUCUCAGCAAAAUGCCUCAGACCCACACCAAGAGAGACCAGUGUCUGAGGGUGCUAAAGUUACUGGUGAAGAUAACCCUGUUGACAGUGAUUGGACUUCUGACAUUUUGGUGGACAAGAUACCAACUGGACUUGGACUGGUGAUUUGGCUAAAAUUGUCUUGCCUAACGACUGUACUGUAUUGUCAAUGUGUCUGAAUAUAAUUAGAACGUAAAAAGUAGCAGUAGUUAAGUUUUAAAAAAGGGCUUACUUGUAAGGCAAAUGCUAUCUCGUUAUAUACUGUAGUUGCUGUCACUUAUUUGUAUCAUGGCAUCAUCUUUAUCUAUUUUGAGGAUAAUAAAGGGGUAUGUUUAUAGUCCCAUUCGAC
Molecule: messenger RNA, 3667 nt
Organism: Oncorhynchus mykiss (rainbow trout)
Lineage: Eukaryota; Metazoa; Chordata; Actinopteri; Salmoniformes; Salmonidae
Source: RefSeq, a predicted model, not a curated record